Molecule: messenger RNA, 951 nt
Organism: Dipodomys spectabilis (banner-tailed kangaroo rat)
Lineage: Eukaryota; Metazoa; Chordata; Mammalia; Rodentia; Heteromyidae
Product: olfactory receptor 5V1-like
Exons: 1
Coding region: 1-951 (316 amino acids)
Biological process (GO): G protein-coupled receptor signaling pathway
Cellular component (GO): membrane
Molecular function (GO): G protein-coupled receptor activity; olfactory receptor activity
Source: RefSeq, a predicted model, not a curated record
AUGGAAGGAGAAAACCAAACCUCUUUCUUUGUCUUCAUCAUCAUGGGAUUCUCCAACUUAAAUCAUCUGCAAUUUUUACUAUUUACCACCUUUCUUAUGAUCUAUCUAUGUACCCUUGGAGGAAAUACUUUCAUUAUUUUGAUGACACUGAUGGACUCUCGACUACAUACCCCCAUGUAUUUUUUCCUGAGGAACUUGGCUUUUCUAGACAUCUGCUAUACCACCACCAAUGUGCCCCAGAUGAUGGUGCAUCUCCUCUCAGAGAAGAAAAGCAUUUCCUUUGGGGGCUGUGUCACUCAAUUUUUUGCAUUCCUUUCCUUGGUUGGUGUAGAGUGUCUUUUGCUGGCAACAAUGGCCUAUGACCGUUACAUUGCAAUCUGCAAGCCUUUAAGGUAUUUAGUCAUUAUGCACAAGGCCCUGUAUAGCCAACUUGCAGCCUCCUGCUGGGUUUGUGGUUUCCUGAACUCAGUGGUGCACACAGUCAUGACGUUCCGUCUGCCCUUCUGUGGCAAUAACAAGAUCAAUUAUUUCUUCUGUGACAUCCCACCUUUGCUGGUCUUGUCUUGUGGGGACACUUCUGUUAAUGAGUUGGUAAUACUCUUCCUUGGAGUCUUCAUUGGAUGGGCUCCUUUCCUGGGCAUUAUCCUUUCCUACAUCUACAUCAUCUCUACCAUCUUGAAAAUCCAUUCUUCCAAGGGGAGGAAAAAGGCUUUUUCUACAUGUGCCUCCCACUUGCUCAUUGUCCUUCUCUACUUUGGCAGUGCCAUCUUCACGUAUGGAAGACCCAUCUCAUCUUACUCACUGGGCAAAGACAGGCUGAUCUCAGUAUUAUACAGUGUUGUCACUCCCAUGCUAAACCCUAUAAUUUAUACGCUGAGGAAUAAGGACAUCAGAAAGGCCUUGAGAACUGUGGCAGAAAAAAUAGCUACUUUCAAAUCUAAUUUCCCUUGA